UUAGUCGUCAAGACCAACGUGUCUAUCUCUCUCUCUCUCUCUCUCUCACCCAGAACCAAAAUGCUUCUUCACAACCUCGUCUUCCUCCUCCUCCUAUGGAAAAACGAUCUCACCGUCGCGGACCCACAGACCAACCUCCUCGACAUUGGCUGCAGCACCUACAACGCCACCAAUACCUCCCUCUUCUUAUCCAACCUCAACACCACUUUCUCUAGGCUCCGCUCCAAACUCUCGUCUGCCGCCGGCGGCGACCUCUCCGCCACCUCCGAGCUGCCGCAAUCCGCCGCACCCGUCUACGGCCUCUUCUUCUGCAGGUCGUACCUAUCCCUUUCUGAUUGCCUCGCCUGCCUCGCCGCCGCCGUUUCGAGCACCCGCAGGUGCGGCUUCGGCACCGGCGGCCGCGUCAUCUUCGAUGGUUGCACUCUCCGCUAUGAAAGCGCGCCCUUUUUCGAUCAGGGAACUCUCCCCGGAAAUACCGCGGUUUGCGGCAACGGCUCCUCUGCUUUGGAGGGGUUCGCCGCCGCGGCGACGGCGUUGACAAUGGAUUUGAGCUUGGCGGUGCCGAAGAUCGAUGAAUAUUCUGGGACAGCGGUGGGAGAUGGAGUGUUUGGUGCGGCGCAGUGUGCGGAUACGCUGAGUGAAGAUGUCUGUGCGCAGUGUUUACAGGUCGCAUAUAAGAAUAUACAGGGAUGUUUGCCGGCGGGGAAUGGUCGAGCGGUGGACGCUGGGUGUUUUAUGAGGUACUCUAAUCUGACGUUCUUCUCGGCGAAUCAGACUAUGGAUCUUUCGCGUUAUUUGGGUGGAUCAGGGGAGUCGAGCAAGAAUACACGAGCUAUUGUUGCUGGCGUGGUUGGAGGAGUCGUGGGGUUAUUGAUUCUGAGUUUUCUGGCGUUUCUGUGGAUCAGAAAGUCUCGAAGGCGGGAGGAUGAGUGGAAAGGUAACUUGCUGGGAGCAACAGAGCUUCGAGGUCCUGUGAGUUUCCAUUACACAGAUCUGAAAUCUGCAACAAAAAAUUUCAGCCAAGAAAAUAAACUUGGGGAAGGAGGUUUUGGUGAGGUUUACAAGGGUAUCCUAAAAAAUGGCAACAUCGUAGCAGUGAAGAGGUUGGCAAUAACUCAAUCAGAAACUACUAAAGCAAGUUUCCAGAGUGAAGUAAAGCUUAUAAGCAAUGUUCACCAUCGGAACUUGGUUCGAUUGCUUGGUUGUUGUGGCAAUCGAGAUAACUUGCUGCUUGUUUAUGAAUACAUGGCUAAUGGAAGUCUUGAUAAAUUCUUAUUUGGUGAAAAGAAUGAAUUGCUUAGCUGGAAACAGAGAUUUGAUAUUAUAGUUGGCAUGGCCAAGGGUAUUUCAUAUCUGCAUCAAGAAUUCCAUGUCUGCAUCAUACAUCGUGAUAUAAAACCAAGCAACAUACUCCUUGAUGACAACUUCCAGCCAAAGAUUGCUGAUUUUGGGCUUGUGAGACUUCUACCUGGAGAUCAGAGCCACCUUAGCACCAAAUUUGCCGGAACAUUGGGAUAUACAGCACCCGAGUAUGCUAUACAUGGUCAGCUAACCGAGAAGGUCGAUACAUACAGCUUCGGUGUUGUUGUACUAGAAAUCAUUAGUGGACGGAGGAACAGCAAUCCAAAGCUUGAACAUAUUAAGCAGUAUCUUCUAGAAUGGGUGUGGAAGCUUUAUGAGCAAGAUGAUCUGGUAGAGUUGAUAGAUAAAUCCAUGAAUCCUGAUGACUCUGAGCUAGACGAAAUAAAGAGAGUCAUGAAAAUAGCUCUCCUUUGCACUCAGUCUAUGGUGGCCACGAGGCCAACAAUGUCUGAAGUUGUGGUUUUGCUGCUAAGCCGAGGCGAUCCUAUAAGUGAGCCUGCUAGGCCUAUUUUUAUAGAGUCUUCGACUCGGGCUAAUGGUGAAACCUCCUCCUCUGCAUGGUCAUCUUCUGCAACCCGAGCAACUGUAUCAGUUACACAGUUCUCUGGAAGGUGAAGAUUUCUGUGCGUUAUUGGCCUAGCCCUCAGCAGGUAUGAUAAGGAGAAAUAAUGUACUGUUAGAUUUGAAGCUAAACUUGAUCUAAACAGUAAGGCUGAGGAAGGUAAUUCAAGAGAGAUUACAGAAUUUAAAAAUGUUCAAACAGGUCUAAGGUCUAUAAAUUUAGAUACCGAGUCUAUAUGUUAUGUGAUAGAAAAUAAAUAGUAAUUAAGAGAUUUAUUUGUAUAAUCUUGUUCUAUGCUGAAUAUUGAUCAUGUAUAUCUUACCUUUUUUAUUGCUCAUACGAGCAGUUAAAUGAAUCAAACAAAGAGGGCAUAUAAUUUCUUAAGUGGAAA
This is a messenger RNA of Dendrobium catenatum, 2315 nucleotides long. Its product is annotated as cysteine-rich receptor-like protein kinase 2. The record is from RefSeq and is a predicted model, not a curated record. Gene Ontology annotation, biological process: protein phosphorylation. The coding region runs from base 61 to 1977 and encodes 638 amino acids. The transcript has 7 exons. NCBI's taxonomy places the organism in Eukaryota, Viridiplantae, Streptophyta, Magnoliopsida, Asparagales, Orchidaceae. Gene Ontology annotation, molecular function: protein kinase activity; ATP binding.